AUCAACCAAACAAAGUAAUCAUCCUAUUCCUAAGUAUCAUCAUAACAUUACUGCACAAAUGAAACCUGCAUAGUAAAUAAAAAACAUGCUCUUUAAUUUUCUUCUUCCUAUUCCUCAAAUCUCAAAUACAGAGUUCUUUGUCUGUCCGUAUUGUAUUGAUUGAUUAUUAGGGUUUAAAUUGUGUAGCUGAAGAUGAUUUAUACUGCGAUCGAUACCUUCUAUCUCACCCAUGAUCAACUCCAGAAUUCUCCAUCCAGAAAAGAUAAUAUAGAUGAACCCACCGAAACUACUCUCAGAAUCUAUGGCUGCGAUCUCAUUCAAGAAAGCGGCAUUUUGCUGCGAUUGCCCCAAGCUGUAAUGGCGACUGCCCAGGUUUUGUUCCAUCGUUUUUAUUGCAAGAAGUCUUUUGCUCGCUUCAAUGUCAAGAAAGUUGCAGCUAGUUGUGUGUGGCUUGCUGCAAAACUAGAGGAGUGCCCAAGAAAAGCCAGACAGGUUAUAAUUGUUUUCCACAGAAUGGAAUGUAGGAGGGAGAAUUUACCCAUAGAGCAUUUGGACCCUUUUUCUAAGAAAUACUCCGAUUUAAAGAUGGAGCUGAGUAGAACAGAAAGACAUAUCUUGAAAGAGAUGGGCUUCAUUUGCCAUGUUGAACAUCCUCAUAAGUUCAUAUCAAAUUACCUAGCUACGCUUGAAACACCUCCAGAGUUGACACAAGAAGCAUGGAAUCUGGCAAAUGACAGCUUACGUACUACCUUAUGCGUUCGAUUUAAGAGCGAGGUAGUAGCUUGUGGGGUAGUAUAUGCGGCUGCUCGUAGGUUUCAAGUGUCCCUUCCUGAGAAUCCACCAUGGUGGAAGGCAUUUGAUGCAGAAAAAUCAGGGAUUGAUGAAGUUUGCAAGGUUCUUGCUCACCUCUACAGCCUUCCCAAGGCACAGUACUUACCAGUGUGCAAGGAUGGUGAUUCAUUUACAUUUUCUAACAAGUCAUGGGAUUCUCAUUCUCAGCCUCUUCCGAAGGUUGUUCCAAAGAGUAGUCCAUCAGUUGAUGGUGAUACUGUCUCCAAGGCUCCUCCAUCAGUAUCCAGUGACAAGAUAACAGACUCGAAUAAGAAUGUGACUGCUGAAGGAGAGACAGGAGAGGAAUUGAUGCACAAAUCCAAGCCCGAGCGUAGAACAGAUGUCAGUGGAGAUAGGAGCAAGGAAAGAGAAAGAGAUAGGGAAAGAGAGAGGGAUAGGAUAAGGUCUCGGGAUCGUGAUAGGGGCAGGGAUUCUGACCGAGAAAGAGAUAGAGAGGAGCCCGAAAGGGACAGAGAUAAGGCUAGGGAACGACGCCAUCGUUCCAAGGAUAGAGCUUCAGGUGGAGGGCCUUCAGAUAAAUCAAGACAUCACUCAUCAAGAGGUUCUUAUCCCUCAAGAGAGAAGGAUCGAUAUAGACACCAUUAAUAUGCUUGAACCAGUUUUCAAAGCUUGUAUGGCAUGUUCUGGUGUUUAUUCCUUUCAUAUACAGACUAUUAUGUUCCUUGAAUAAUCAAGAGCGAUGUAGCCAAGCACCUGGUUAGCGACCAUCGGACCCAUCGGACC
Cannabis sativa is the source of this 1575-nucleotide messenger RNA. Its product is annotated as cyclin-L1-1. The transcript has 8 exons. Gene Ontology annotation, biological process: regulation of transcription by RNA polymerase II. The record is from RefSeq and is a predicted model, not a curated record. Gene Ontology annotation, cellular component: nucleus. Bases 193 to 1437 code for a protein of 414 amino acids. NCBI's taxonomy places the organism in Eukaryota, Viridiplantae, Streptophyta, Magnoliopsida, Rosales, Cannabaceae. Gene Ontology annotation, molecular function: cyclin-dependent protein serine/threonine kinase regulator activity.